Messenger RNA from Paramecium tetraurelia, 491 nucleotides. RefSeq lists its product as uncharacterized. The record is from RefSeq and is a predicted model, not a curated record. NCBI's taxonomy places the organism in Eukaryota, Ciliophora, Oligohymenophorea, Peniculida, Parameciidae. Gene Ontology annotation, molecular function: catalytic activity. The transcript has 3 exons.
AUGCCUAAACCAAUAUAAUAAUUUGUUUAAUUUGGACCCAUCUAAUUACCUUAUUCACAGUUAUUUAUCUUAAGAAGACAUGUAUUCGCUACAGUAAAUUUAAAACCAGUGGCGCCAGGUCAUGUAUUAGUGUGUUCAAAAAGACCUGUAAAAAGACUCUAUGAUAUGACAGAAGUAGAAGCUGUAGAAUUUUGGAUAACUGUCCAAGAAGUUGCAAAAGUGAUUAAAUAUUUUCACAAUUUUAAGACUAAUUGCCAUGUUUCCAUUUAAGAUGGAAUGCAUGCUGGUUAAACUAUACCAAGUGUUCAUUGCCAUAUAAUACCUUAUUAAGGAAAAGAUUUUGAUAUCUUAAGCUGAAAAUUAAAAAACGGAGAGAAGUGAGGAAGAUAUGAAUUAAGAAGCCUAAAAAUUAAGAGCUCACUUUGAAUAGAGCUUAUUAUGAUUGAAUUAAUUAAUUAUAAAUGAAUAAAUUGGAAUAAAUAUGCAUAAAA